ACCAACUUGAGCUACUGGAAAAUCAAGUAUGCGGCUUCCAUGGCAUGGUUUGAGGAACCAAAACACUUCAUGAGGAUACAUGCCUCAGCUGAGUGCUGGCGAUGUGUGGAAUAAAGGGAAUCCGUUCAGAGGAGGACAGGAUGGAAGGGUGGAAGAGGAGAAGGAGAUACUUGUUGGAAUGAUGAGCAGAGGGAAAGGGAUGGAGGAGAGCAAUGAAAGAGAGCAGAGAUGGAUAAGACUGCAUUGGAGAAACUGGCCGAAAUGGAGUCAAUGUCUUGUUCCAAUAGCUGCCGUGGGGCUGGUUAUUCUAGAAGAGUCUCCUCUGCACCCAUCCGUCAGUCUGACUCAAGCCGGAGGUCGACUGCUCCUCUCUGGGCUGCUAUGUGCUGUCAUGGGUCUUUGUGCUUUAGCCUUCAAGUUUUCUCACCGUAAUGGACAGAAACAGGUGCUCUUUCAAAAUGGUUCCGUAAUAGAAAAAGACAAAGAAAUUGCUGGAAGUCUGCAGACAUGCAUUACAGCAGAGCAGGAUGCAGGUCAUCUCGCAGACAGUGUUAAUGUUCUGGCUGAUGGUUUAGUGGUUUCCCUCCUUUACGAGCCCCUGCCAGACCACAGUGUGCCCCACAUGCAAGGUCUUCUCACCAGACUGCAGGCAGUGUCACAGGUUUUCCACAAGGGGGCCAUGGUAGAAGUGAAGGAUGGAAAGGAGAAAUGUGCACUUCAAAGCAGAGUCAACCAUAUAAACUCUUACCUGCAGGAGAGGGUAAGUUGUGUGCGCUCUCUGCUGCAGGUUCAGCAUGAGUGUGACAUGAGUGUGUGUGUUGUUCAGACUGGUCUGCAGAAGCGCUGGUCUUUACUGGAGAAGUUACACACCAGAGUGACUUUGAGUCCUGACAACACACAGCAAAGAGACGACACUCACACUGCUCUCACAGACACUGAGAAUCUAUUCACAGAACUCGGUCAGUUCAAAAGUAAAGUUCAACAGUGUCGGAUGCAGCUGGAGACCAGCAUACAGCUUUUACAGGCACUUCGCAGCAGUCAGCAGUGUCUGGCAAAAACUGUGGGUACUACAAUCGACUCUGCAUGGACCAAACAGUUAUUACAGUUGAACACUGAUUUGUUUUCAGAGAUCCAGGAGGAUUUCUCAUCUUUGGAACAGCAGACGUCAAAUUUUGUGAUCCAUCUGAGAGGUUUGGAUGCUUCUGAUAAGAAAAAGACAAGUCUGUGUUCAAAUCAGUCCGAGACCUCUCCCCAAUUAUCUCCCUCAGCUGUCCCAGUCUACACUGCUGUUCCACAACAUGUACAAUCACAUUCUGACCCAGAAACUGACCCAGAACCCUCAGAACUCACACAGAAAUCCCACUCCAAACUUUCCCCCUUCCACCUCCUGUGCGGGAUGAGAAGGAGGACAUCAUGAUUUGGACAAAAGUUGGACAUUAUUAUAGGUGCAGAAACCUGUGAUUCAAAGGCGAAAUUUUUUGAGGGAAAAUGUGGAUCUAAGAAUGUGCCAUAUGUGUGUGUGUUUGAGAUGAAGUGAAUGAUAGUUUAGAUACACUUGAUCGGUGUUUACCUGCCCAUUUUUUUUGUUCUAUUAUACCUCCACAGUCCUGUCAAUUUGGCUUAAGUACGUCUUUAUUGACACCAAACCUGAUAUUACACUUGAUUUUCUUAAAAAGAAUCUGAAUGUGCACAACGACAACUAAAAAUCAUGAGAUUAACUAUUUGAACAUUGUGACAGCCGUAUUAUUUUCAAGUUGCAAUUUCUAACAAAGCAAAGACUGUAACAAACCAAAAAGCACAAUGUUUAACCAAUCAAACGCUAAAUCUUUUUAAGUACCCCCCGGAACCUGCAUAAGUACUUCCUGUGGACACUUAUGCCUGGUUGGGUAUCACUGAGCUAGAGUACGUAUGGAAUGACAGUAAGAUUGAUAUAAAUAUAAUAUAGAUAAUAUAUUAAUAUGCCAUUACGGCACGUAUUUUUGUGACAGCCUGUUGAGCAGGUGCAAUGACACACUUUAUGCACUUUGGAAUUUUCAUAUAUCGCAUAUACUCUAUUGUAAAAUACAGUAUAGUUGAUAAUUUUAUCUGACCUACUGUGCCCCAAAAAGUAUUUGGACAUUAGAGCCACACUUAAAAUGUAUGACUGUCAUUGUACUAGAUAUCAAAAUACCAAACCAACUGCAAACAAUAACGCAAUACCAAUUCCCAAAACUAGUUUUGCUUUUCUGAGCCAUUUUUGCAAAGAAUUUGAUGUAUAUAUUUUACUUGUGAUAAAUGUGAAGACCAGAAUGAAAAUAAAGCCACAGAAUGAAAUACAUGUCCAUUUUGGUCUAUGCUGGUUACACAAUGUGGCCAUAAGAGGGCACAAUCCAAUCAGAAAGAACAGCUGUCUCCAACACUAUAACUGCAUCCCAGUUCACAUAGGUUUCCUAAAAUGCACUAAUAGUACAGUACUAUGACCUGGUGAUGAGAAAGUCCACACUUCUGAAUAAGUAGAUAGUAUGUCUCUGCUAGCAGGGCAUAGAUUCUGAAAAUGUUUUUCAAAGAAAAGUAACUUUUCUUGUGAGAGGCAAGACACUCCUUUGUCCUCACUGCCCUUUGUGGAUUUAGAAGAAUUUUUCAUUUGAUUUAGGUCUAUAUUAUGUACACUUACAGGACCUGAGGGCCUGUAUAUUUAAAAAAGACAAGCUACAGGUUUGAGAUGUGAUUUAGCUGCAAUGGGAAAUACCUGUCUCUUCUAUUGGUCAUGAAUCUGUUUAUCCAUUUCACCAUCUGAUAUUGUGA
Molecule: messenger RNA, 2784 nt
Organism: Xyrauchen texanus (razorback sucker)
Lineage: Eukaryota; Metazoa; Chordata; Actinopteri; Cypriniformes; Catostomidae
Exons: 9
Coding region: 80-1417 (445 amino acids)
Source: RefSeq, a predicted model, not a curated record